GGAACCGUGGCAACUUCAGUUGUCAUGAUUUCCGCGCUCGCAUGGGUUCCGCGCGGCGCGUCCAAGCGCGUGCCGGAGAAGUUUGUCCUGUCGAAGGAAGAAGUGGAGAUGAUGUCGCAGCUGGCGCAAGAGGUCGAAGAAGAUAACGAGGAGGUUGAAGAAGAUGAGCCAGAAGAGGACGGGGCUGACGACGAUGCCGACAUGGAAGGCAAUGACGACGAUGACGACGAAGCUUUGAAGGAGUUCAACAUGGAUCAGUAUGACGAAGAAGAUGACGAUGCCGCUGUAAAGGACUACCUGCAAGGCAACGGCGCCGAGAUUCCUGUCGACGACGACGAAGAGGACAUUCCCGACGAUCUGGACGACGCGGACAAGGCCGACAUGGAAAUCCGACCGACGGACUCUGUUGUCCUCGUGUGCAAUACUGAGGAAGACUUUAGCAACUUGGAAGUGCACGUGUACGAAGAAGACUCGGGCAAUCUGUACGUCCACCACGAGAUCAACCUUCCCGCGUUCCCGUUGGCCCUCGCCUGGAUGGACAUCGCGCCUGUUCCGCCUGUCAAUGGCGCCCCCGUCAAUGGCAGCUUCGUCGCAGUCGGUACUUUCAAAGCCGGCAUUGAAAUCUGGAAUUUGGAUGUGCUUGACGUACUGGAGCCGACGGCAACGUUGGGUGGCGAAGUGAAUGCAACAUUUCGCGACGUUGCCAUCUCGAAAGCCAUGCGGAAGAAGCACAAGGCCGCGCUCAAGCCUGGUUCCCACCAGGACUCUGUCCUCGGCCUCGAUUGGAACGCAGGCCACCGCAACAUGCUCGCCAGUGCGUCGGCCGAUGCAACCGUCAAAAUCUGGGACGUCACGACCCAGCAGUGCAUGCACACCAUGACCCAUCACACGGACAAGGUACAGAGCGUCAAGUGGAACCCUGUCGAGUCUACGAUUCUCGCCAGUGCGUCGUUCGACCGCAGCCUUGUCGUGCUGGAUGGCCGCGCGCCGCACGCGUACUCCAAGUUUGCGCUCUCAGCCGACGUCGAAUCGAUGGUGUGGCACCCCCAUAGCCCAAGCACUCUUGUCGCAUCCACAGAAGACGGGAUCGUUGUCGCGUAUGACGUCCGAAAAGGCAACUCAGCGCCGUUGUACCGAUUCCAAGCGCACGACACGGCGGUGUCGGCGAUUUCGUUUUCACAGGCGAUUCCUGGUUUAUUUGCCACGGCUGGGACCGAUAAGCAUGUCAAGAUCUGGGACUUGGCUGGCCCGACGCCCCAGUGCGUGGCAUCGAAAGACAUGCAAGUUGGCGAACUCCUCACGCUGCAGUUUUACCGCGACUCGCCGUUCCUAUUGGGCACCGGCGGCACAGGCGGUGUCCUCGCCCUCUGGGAUACGUCCGAGAACGACGGCGUCGAGCGCAAGUUUGCCACGCGCGCCGCCAACAUUGGCAACCACCCCGUGCCGGACGGCCUGCAACUCCACACGUCGUUCAAGUCGGCCAACGACAUUGCCGACGAAUUGCUACGGGAAGAGGAAGAACAAAACGCGGUAAAAAUCCCCGCCACCAAGAAAAAGAGCAAGAAAAACAAGAAAUAAAACUAGACCAUCUAUAUUAACACUGCCAUUCCUGAACCACGUACGUC
Messenger RNA from Aphanomyces invadans, 1625 nucleotides. RefSeq lists its product as hypothetical. Gene Ontology annotation, molecular function: protein binding. Gene Ontology annotation, cellular component: nucleus. The coding region runs from base 25 to 1578 and encodes 517 amino acids. The transcript has 2 exons. Gene Ontology annotation, biological process: rRNA processing. The record is from RefSeq and is a predicted model, not a curated record. NCBI's taxonomy places the organism in Eukaryota, Oomycota, Saprolegniomycetes, Saprolegniales, Verrucalvaceae.